AUGGUCAAGGGAGUAGAGGAGAAAGGAAGGGAAAAGUUUUGGCUAAAUUGGGUUGAAACCAUUAGGGUUUCUUGGGAAAGGAUGAUUCCCAGCAGCUAUAAAAUGAGGCCUCUUCUACCCAACAGGACCAACUCGCAUAUGAAGAGCAAGCUUCCUCUCUUCCCUGCAAUAACCCAGCAAUCUCGUGCACUAUUCACCUUUCUUCUCCAUUUUCCUCUUCUGGCAGACUACUUUCAUAUCUGA
Prunus armeniaca (apricot) is the source of this 243-nucleotide messenger RNA. Lineage: Eukaryota; Viridiplantae; Streptophyta; Magnoliopsida; Rosales; Rosaceae. The record is from the annotation of a GenBank genome assembly.